Messenger RNA from Priapulus caudatus, 333 nucleotides. Its product is annotated as taste receptor type 1 member 2-like. The transcript has 2 exons. Bases 1 to 333 code for a protein of 110 amino acids. The record is from RefSeq and is a predicted model, not a curated record. NCBI's taxonomy places the organism in Eukaryota, Metazoa, Priapulida, Priapulimorpha, Priapulimorphida, Priapulidae. Gene Ontology annotation, molecular function: adenylate cyclase inhibiting G protein-coupled glutamate receptor activity.
AUGGAGCCACUUAAGAAGGACCUCCAGUACAACAACUUCUGCAUCGCUGUCGACGAGGUUUUUCCUCCCCACAAUUCUGAAGAAGCAUUCGCGAAUAUCGUGCCACGUCUCGUGGAUUAUAAACCGAAGGCGGGCGUCGUAGUGCUCAUUACAACCGAGAAAACAAUCCCAGACUUUUUCGAGGAGGCGAGUGCAGCGAACCUGACUGGGAUAACCUGGAUCGCAUCUGAGACAUGGGCGACGACAAAAACCAUAGCUGAGCAGCACGUGCACGCUGCGCAGGGCUUCCUCGGUCUGACGCUGGAUGCACCAAAGCCUAUCCACUUCCAGUAG